Hipposideros armiger (great roundleaf bat) is the source of this 3198-nucleotide messenger RNA. RefSeq names its product down-regulator of transcription 1 (gene DR1). The transcript has 3 exons. Gene Ontology annotation, cellular component: negative cofactor 2 complex. Lineage: Eukaryota; Metazoa; Chordata; Mammalia; Chiroptera; Hipposideridae. Bases 716 to 1246 code for a protein of 176 amino acids. Gene Ontology annotation, biological process: RNA polymerase II preinitiation complex assembly; negative regulation of transcription by RNA polymerase II. The record is from RefSeq and is a predicted model, not a curated record. Gene Ontology annotation, molecular function: protein heterodimerization activity; RNA polymerase II general transcription initiation factor activity; TBP-class protein binding.
GGGUGUCGGGAGACGCUUCCCAUAAACCUUCUUCCCUGGCCUCUGGAGGGACCACCGUUGCCUCGGCUUCGGCUUCCACUGUCUGGGUUCGGGCUAAAAGGCCACGGCGGACGCCAGUGCUACUUCCCUUGUGUCUGGCUCUGUCCAUAUUCGUUCCCAGGCGGCCGCCCAGGUUCCAGCAGCGGCCGCGGCCGACAUGUUGUGAGGCAGCAGCGUGGGUGUCUGAAGGAUGGUUUGGCUGAGACGGCGGCAAAGGCUGCUGGUGGCGGCGGCAGCUGGGACUCCGGCUCUGUAGAGCCAAGCCCGCUGGGUGUCCGCCCAGUGUAUAGACCUCAGCGAGGCCAGUGUCCCUGAACCUUGCCGCCCCUCCGGCACCGUUGGGGACCGGUUGGGCGACAGCGCCCGCCCCUCUGAGGAGACACGAAGGUGUUCCCCGGUGCUCCAAUUUCCUGACCACCUUCCUUUCCGUCUCCGCCCUGGGGCCGAAUUCUCAGCCCCCCGACUUUCCUCCCAGCUUCGCCCUAAAUCUCACACACGCUGUGUCCCCUGCCCUCUCGUGCCAGUCUCCCCACCCCCCUUCGUUUUCUGCACCUUCUUCUCGCAGAGCCCCCGGGAUCACUCUCUGAGGGCGGCCUUUUGAAAAACCUUCGUGGAGUAGUGGACCAGAACUGGGGAGUUCUUCAAGUCGGGGCGAGAGACAUAUAGGAAGAUAACGAUGGCUUCCUCAUCUGGCAACGAUGAUGAUCUCACUAUACCCAGAGCUGCUAUCAAUAAGAUGAUCAAAGAGACUCUCCCCAAUGUCCGGGUGGCCAACGAUGCCCGGGAGCUGGUGGUGAACUGCUGUACUGAAUUCAUUCACCUUAUCUCUUCUGAAGCCAAUGAGAUUUGCAACAAAUCGGAGAAGAAAACCAUCUCGCCAGAGCAUGUCAUACAAGCACUAGAAAGUUUGGGCUUUGGUUCUUAUAUCAGUGAAGUAAAAGAAGUCUUACAAGAAUGCAAGACUGUAGCAUUAAAAAGAAGAAAGGCCAAUUCUCGUUUGGAAAACCUUGGCAUUCCUGAAGAAGAGUUAUUGAGACAGCAACAGGAAUUGUUUGCAAAAGCUAGACAGCAGCAAGCAGAAUUGGCUCAGCAGGAAUGGCUUCAAAUGCAGCAAGCUGCCCAACAAGCGCAGCUUGCUGCUGCCUCAGCCAGUGCGUCUAACCAGGCAGGAUCUUCUCAGGAUGAAGAAGAUGAUGAUGAUAUCUGAAAUUCACCAGCUGAGGUUCUAUUUCCUCUUUAAAUGUGUUUAACUCUGCACAAGAAAACAGUGAAAGAAAUGCUUAUCUGUAAUUUUGUAUGCAUCUUGGUGGACUUGCCGUUGGUAUUCUAGGAAUGUUUGCUAUUAAGUUACAUCUAUUGUGUGCUAUUCAUGUAAAAACUGUCUCUUUGAACUAUUGAAAAUUUAAGGUUCAGUAUAAUAUCAAUUUUGAAUUUUUAAUGGUGUUUAUGAUAUUUUAGAUAGUGGUGAGUCAUUUAUUUGAUCAAUAAACAGUGUUACAGAAAACUCAAGUUUAUAAAAGUGCAGUGAAAUUUAUACAGAAAUUCUUAAUCUGCAUUUGCGUUUCCUCUUCCCUUUUAACUAAACUAAAAAUUGGGAAUUUUAAAUUAUCUGGGGGUGCUGUGUUAUGCAAUAGACAUUAGAUCAGGUUGGUGAAAAAGUUCAGUUCUGUAGUAUCUGAUUUUUUUGUCUUUUAAAAUGAGUAUAUAUACAGGACUAGGAUAUAGGUAUAUAUAUAUAUGUUUGUGUGUGUAUACAUAUGUAUAUAUAUAUAUAUAUAUGCUCAGAUAAAUGUACUUGUUUAAAAAGAUUUCAUAACAAGACAUUAAAAAACUACAAUAGGAAAGAGUAUGUUCAAUAGUAGUUGUAUAAAUUUGAUGGGUUAUGUUUUUGAUUUUGUUUUUGUUUUAUGUAGAGGUAAAAACUACUGUUUUAUUAUGGCAUAAUUCAUCUUGAGCUACACUAUUACAUUUCAAAGACUGCCCGGUUUUGAAGACUGUCAUGAUUCUUGCUAUUUCACUCCAGUAAUUUUUAAUAGUAUUGCUUGCUUAGCCCAUCCAUGUUUAUUGGAACUUGUGAAACAAUUGCUUAGGUUCGAUUGGUUUAACUGAGGUUCAUGAAUAGUCAAACCUUUGCUGAGGAAAAGAAAUGAAAGUUAAUGAGCAUGCUUACUAUAAAAGAGGGAUUUUUUUGUAAUUUAACUUAUAGUUUACUUACUGUUUGUUUUUAGCAUUACUUUUACAUUUUCUUGACUAGAUGGCCUAGAGUGUCCAAUGCUUCCUUUUGAGAUGGCAUUAUUGUCUCCUUUAUCAUAAUUGAGUGAUAGCUUUAAAAAAUGAUUUGUUUUGUUUUAAAAAGCAUGUCAUAACUGAUCAGCCCUAUAUGAAACAUAAAAAAGUAGUUUCAACCUGCUCGUUAAAAGGGAGGAGCUUUAAUUUGUUUCUAAUAAAUAAAGUAUGACAGCGAUUUUUAUAGGAAGCCAGUGUGUUGAAGAAAUGGCAUCUUGUUUGUAUUUUGGAAACAAAAUGGAAAAGCCACUUAAGAUAGUAUGAAGUAAUCUAAAUUCCCAUGUCAUUUGCCAAAUCAUUUAAUAUUCUAUAUUUACCAAGCCCAAGGAUAGAUUGCGGCUGCCAGGGUUCUAAUUUUAAUUGGAGAGCUAAGGAAGUAAAGUUUACAAGUGUUAGAUUUCUUAAUGGUCAUAUUCUGCAGUUUCAGAAAAAGUGAAAUAUUGUCAUAAAUUUAUUAAAUACACUUCCCCCAUGCCACAAAAAGAUUAAUCUUGCUGAAUGUUUUAAGUUGAAGUUGAUAUUGUAUCUAUGAAAUGCUUUGGACAAGAUAGAAGGGAUUGUUUGUUUUUUUUAAAGUUUAAGUACCAAAGGUAGUCUAGUCUAAGAAACAAUAAGUUAAUAAGUGUUGGCUUUUCUAAUUUGUACUGUAACAUCCUUAUACUUGCUAUUUUAAGUAUAUCUGUUUCUUAAGUAAACAACUUAGAUAUUUUUCCACACCUUUUUUUUUUCUGAUGCAGAGUUCAGGUUAAUUAAUAUUUUACUGCAUCUGAUAAUGUAUUAUACGUGUGAAGCCUAGUGACUUUGCAUUUUGACAUUCUUGUGAUUUCAUAUGCUGUAUUCUUCAAGCAAUAAAAUUCUGAUGUGUUUUAUAAA